CCAAGGACCAGCCGCAGGCCAACUGGCUGCCGGCACCCAAGGGAGUCUUCUCAAUCGUGCUGCGCCUGGUGAGACAGCCAGAGGCAUGGAUGGAUGGAUGAAUGGAUGGAUGCCACAUCUCUCUGCUGCUAUCUGUCUGAUCGCAUCUGCAGUAUUGGCCCAAGCAAUCGGUCGUCGACGGACUCUGGACGCCGCCGCCCCUCGUCAGGGCGUGACAGAGAGGGCAGGUGCGACAGUGAGCGAUGCUGAUUCGCCUUUUGUAGUCUGUAUGUAGUCCGUCGCUUGUCACACGACCUGCCGUCACGGCGCCUUUUUCGUAUGGUGGCUGCUUGUGGAUAUCUCGCAUGUUCGUCUUUUAUAGGACGUUUUGAUGUGGGUGUGGUGUGGGGGGCAUAGGCGAGAGAUUGAUAGUCAGCGCAGUACCAUGAGAUGCAAUAUAUAGGCCAUCAUAGCAGUCAUAGUUAUUGUCUCCGUGAGAUGCCUUUUUUCAAUGGCAGCAAGGGAAUGCGACGACGGGGUGACCAUGACUUGCAGACAGUGCAGAGAAGCCAGUUCGAAGAGUAGUGAGACAGACGGUAGCUGACGGUGCGUACGAUGCGUGUGAUCAAGUGACGAGACAUGACCCCUACGCCUCGAUAUUCAGCGCCUGCGUGUCAAACCGGUCCACGGGCUCAUUCCCGGUCGUCGGCACGGGCUGACAGGAUGCUCCUCCACUCGGGCGCAUCAUCAGAUUCAAUGCCUCCUCGGUGCGCAUUCCAGAGCUUCCAUGGAGGCACGGGCGAAAAUUUGAGAUGCUGUGACGGUGGAGUGUGCCAUGUUGAGGUUGGGAGUGUCAGUUUGGGGGUAUCGGACGUCAUUGCGCCUUCAUUUGAGGGUGCCAUCGAAGCAUGGUCCAUCAUGGCAUGUACAUCACACAAAGCGUCCGCAUGAAACACUACAGUGCAUGCAAUACAGUACAGUAACAGUGCAGUGGUCCUACGCCUACUCCCCCACCCCGUCUCCGCCCCCCUCGCGACUCGACGAUCGCCAUUCCGCUGUUCAGAAUGGACAACACAAACCAAGACGACCCUGUUGACCCCAGCAACCACCCCAGCAACCACCCCAGCGGCACCACUGGCAGCCCUCCCGGCUCGAAUGAGCCAUCUUCCGCCGCGUCAAUGAAGAUGACGGAGCCCGAAACCGAGAGUAACGACGUUGCCCAGACAUUUCCCACGAUAAGCCUCAUCAUGACAGUGCGGCUGAGUCAAAUUGAAGGGGACAGCAGCUCCCCUGUCAUCGAGCCAUCUGACCACUGGUCUGCUGAGUCUGUCUGGUCUGACAAAGAAGUCGACGUCACGGUCACGGAACAGCCAGAGUAUGAUCGGGGGAAGGUCGGGGGGCCAGCGGAAUACCCAAGCGACUGCAACUUGCCCGCAUUGCCGAGGGAGAGGGGUGACUGGCAGCUGAUGCCGACGCAGCGCACCUUCCGUGAGAGAGUGGAGCGGUUCUUCAGUGUUUUCAUCGCCCGAGACCCGCCCAGCGAGCGGCGCGGGAGGAGCCGAGAUGCGGUCAUGAUGGAGGAAGCGGGCCUUCCGAGGGGCGUGAGGGAGCAGGAACUCGCCAUUGCCGCUGUGGAGAGAGAGUUCCACGACGCCGCAGGAUACAAUGCCGCGUGAGCAUCGACUUCGGGCUAUGGGUGUUCAAGACAUUUGCACAUGCAUUUGUGUUUCAUGCAGGUACCAAGAGUUUGAGACACGACUGCGAUACGAGGAGGCCGAGGGCCCUGACGGUCUCAUGGUCGAUGUGCUGGUUCCACCGAAAGCCGCUCAGCCGCACUGUGUGGCGCUCUCUCCACGUCAUUUUCCAUCAAGUGGCUGCUGCGACCGGCAUCGCUGCCGUGUGGGUGGUGCUGUAUACGCUCUACUGGCUUUCCUGUGA
Vitrella brassicaformis is the source of this 1917-nucleotide messenger RNA. NCBI's taxonomy places the organism in Eukaryota, Vitrellaceae. The record is from the annotation of a GenBank genome assembly.